This is a messenger RNA of Blepharisma stoltei, 4340 nucleotides long. Lineage: Eukaryota; Ciliophora; Heterotrichea; Heterotrichida; Blepharismidae. The record is from the annotation of a GenBank genome assembly.
AUGAAAAGCUCAACGAGAUUUGAUAAGAAUUCUACAGACCCUCCUUUAUCCAAGCAAGCAUCUCAUUCUAUAUAUAGCAUUUUAGAAUACGAAGAACAUCAAAACCCGAAUUUGCCUAUUAACCCGAAUUCUCUUCAGUACACAGAAAAAGGCCUUAAUAUUAAGCUACGCCAGUUCUUAUAUUUUGAUAAAAAUCAUAUUUCUAUCUCCAAAGAAUUCAAGAAUAACUUGAUGGUAUUUUAUAUAUUUUUAAGUUCCUACCUGAUUAUUUCUUUUGCUACUUGGGUCCUUUUAUAUAAUCAAGGCUAUUCAAAUGAGACUCAUUUGAUUAUUAGACUUGUGUGAUUAGGAAUUAUCCUUAUUAUAUCUUAUUUUCUAUUAUAUAAGAUUUGGAAGGAUCCAAAAGCAUCAAUUCAUGCAGAAUAUAUAUUUCUAUUUAUUGGGCUAUUAAUUUUACUUUAUUUAGUGAUCUGUGAUGAAAGGGUCCUGAGUGGAAUUACCGAUGAAGACUACAAUAGAAGCAACCAGUCUCAUGUCUUAGCAAUCGCUUGCUUCUUUAUCCUAAUAAGGCUUGUAACUUAUGAAAAAUUUCUGAUUCUAGCCAUUCUUUCUUUUAUUACUUUGAUACUGCUUUUGAUUUUAUUUUUGGCUCUUUCUCCUUUAUCAGUCUAUGCGACCUUAUCAGAUUUCUUCAUACUACUCGUAUUCUUAGUUCUUCAAAUUGCAGAAACCUACCAAUCUGAAUACAGAAUUAAGCAACUCUUUUGGAGAAAAACAAAAGAAGAAGAAGCUCUAAAUCCAAGCAAAGGAUCAUUAGAAGAAGAUGAAGUCAAAAAAGAUAACAAUUUGCCUCCUUUGAAUACAGAAAUUGAAGCCUUAGUCCAAGCUUGUGACAAAAUCAAACAGUACAUAAAAACAGCAUCUUCAGCCAUCAUGUUCAAAGAUGUGAAACUGAAGCUGAAAGCUGCUCAGAAUGAACUAGAAAAAAUUAAAAGAACUGUUGCCCACAAUUAUAUAAGAGAAAAAUGAAAAGUCGACUUUGGAGAAGAUAUGGAUGAGAUUGACAAAGAAUUUAUUAGGCAGCAUUAUAUGAACAGUGCAGCUGCUCAUGAAGCUCGAGCAUCUGUUCGCAAAGUUACAAUGAACGAAAUCAAUACAAAUGAAAAAUCGAGCUCUAUCCCAUUCAAUGAAUCAGGAUUGAAGGAGUUGGAAACUAUAAUAACUAGUGUUGGAAAAAAUUGGAAUUUUGAUAUAUGGUAUCUUUAUCAAGCAACAGGAAGAAGCAUUUCUAUUCUUGGCCCAUAUUUAUUCCAAAAAUGGACUUUCAACAAGAUUUUCCAAAUAAAAGAUGAUACAAUAAGAGUCUUUUUUGAAGCUGUAUGGUCAAGCACAGGUAGCAACCCUACACCCCCACCCCACAAAAAAGUGGUACCCCCACCCCCCCUUUUUUUAAUGGUACCCCCACCCCCCCCCCCUUUUAGUGGCACCCCCACCCCCCCUUUCACAGAUGGCACCCCCACCCCCCCCCUUAAUACAGUAUAGAUAUAUCACAAAUGCUAAUUUAGAGCAGGCGUAAUAAAUAAAUUAUUAUUUUAGAUAUUAAAAAUUACUGAUUUAUACAAUAUCAUAUAGCGUAGCGCAAUCGAUUAAGGAGUAGUGAAAAUUUCCUACAACUACUAAGAACCCCACAUCUGAAGAAAUUUGCUGACAAGCAUAAUGAUCUUUGGUAUUAAUUAGCAGUAUAUCCUGUAUAUAUUUAUGAACUUUGUGGAACAAUGGCUAAAGAGUCCAUUUAGAGAUCUAAAAUUAAAACUGACAAUAGCAAAUACUAUUUUUAUUAGCACAUUGCUUUUCAAAUGAAAGAGAUGCUCUAUAUAAGUUAGGCAGUAGAGAAUAAGAUAUGGAAUGCUAUAAAUAAGCUAUCAGAGUUGAUCCAAAAUUAUGCUGAUGCAUACAAUAGCAUAGGAGUUAUCUUCUAUAAAGAAAAGAGUUAUGAAAAAACACUAAAACAUUGUAACGAUGCAAUUAAAAAACCAAAACUGUGGAGAUUAUUAUUAUUAUAAUAAAGGAAAAUGCUCUUACUCCCCCCCUCUUUAAAUUGGAACAAAAUAUAGGUAAGAUUUCCACUUUUUUGGUAAAUUAACCCCCUUUAAAUUGAAACAAAAUUUAAUUUUAUAAUAAAAAAUUAUAAUAAUUUUUAUGUAAAAGGUUUUGAUAUAAGUUAAAUGUUUCUUCUAACUAAAAUCAAAAAUUUUAGUUAUAUCUUGUUCUUGUUUAAAGAAGAGAGUAUAAAGAUCAUCUUAUUUAAAUAAAUUUAUUAUCCUUAAUUACUAAAUUUUAAAAAAAAAUUAAUUGUUUUUUUAAAAAUUUUUAUUCUUUUUUGAUAAAAAAUGAUAUUUUUUAUUUAAAUAGUUUUGAUAUAAAUUCAAUAGAAUUUCAUUAUAAAUUUUAAAAUUUACUAAUUUCUUGCUUGAAGAAUAGAGUAUAAAUAGUAUAUUAUUUAAACAAAAUUAGCACUUUGAUCGAUAAAUUUUCUAAAAUUUUUUUAAAUUUUUUUUUUAUCAAUAAAAAUAAUAAUUUUUGUGUAAAUAAUUUUGAUACCAAUUAAUAGUGGCGUAUUAACUAAUAAUGAAAAUUUAGUUAUAUCUUGCUUUUUUUUAAAAGAUAAAGAGUAAAUAGCAUUUUAUUAAACAAAUUUAUUAAUCUAAUUCGAUAAGUUUUUGAAUUUUUAUAUAAAUUUUUUUUUAUAAAAAAAAUUUUAUAUUGAUAUUUUUUUUAAAAAAAAAAUUAACCCCUUUAAAUUGGAACAAAAUUUUUUGUUCCAAUUUAAAUGGGGGGAGUUAGAUAGUUAGGAAGAAGAGAAGAAGUUUUGGAAUGCUAUAAAAAAAACAAUCAAAAAGAAUAAUGGCAACUCAAGAUGUGAUAUAGGAUUGGUAUGUAAGAAAAUAUGAAUAUAAUUAAUACUUGAAUUCGCAAAAAUUUUAUUUUAUGAAUUGAUUACUUUUAAACCUACUAUUUAAGCUAAUUAUCCAUCUUCUGCAUAUCCUGCAUUAGCUCAUAUUGCAUCCAUCUUGAAGUUACCUACACUGUAUUCAUCUUCGCUGCACUCUGUAGUUAUUGUAUUGUGCUUGAUUCAUUUAAUAAUUACUGACAUUAUCAAUAUCUUUGGCAUUGUAUUUAUAAAUAUAAAAAACAAAUUUAAUAUAUUUCCUAAUUAAUUUUUAAUUAAUUUGAAUUUAUUAAUUAAUCGUAAUUAUUAAAGCAAUUUAUAGACUUCAUUUAUCAAUAUAGCGCUUUAAUUGGAUUAUAUUUAAAAUAUUCUUUUUGAGGGAGGGGGUGGGGGUGCCAUCUGUGAAGGGGGGGUGGGUGGGGGUGGGGGUUCCCUUAUUGGGGGGUGGGGGUGUAGGGUUGCUACCUAUGCUUGACCAGCUGUAGAAAACGUAAUGACUAUAUAGGCCUAUAUAAAUUCCAAUCCUUUCCACAAUGCAUGCCAUGCUUCAGAUACAUUGCACUCAAUGCUAUAUUUCUUUAACUUUGGGGAUAUUCUUAAAUCUUUAAGUACUUUGGAUGCCUUAUCUUCAAUUAUAGCUGCAUUUGGCCACGAUAUUGCUAACCCUGGAUUAACAAACUCAUUUUUAGUUUCAUCUAAAGAUAAGAUAGCUUUGACAUAUAACGAUAGCAGUGUACUUCAAAAUAUGCACAUAUCCAAGAUCUACGAUAUUUUAAAUGAAAAUGAGAAAAACAUCCUUCAAAAUUUAAGUUCUGACGAUUGGAUGAAGUCAAGGAAGCUAAUCAUUGAAAUGAUACUUGAAACAGAUAUUGCUAGACACUUUGAACUCUUAGGAAGAUUCAAAGCAAGAGUAGAAAACUUAGGGGACUUAUCUUUUGAUAACUCAGAAGACAAACUCAGCAUUUUAUCGAUGGCACUAAAAAGUGCUGACUUAGGAUGAUCCGCAAAAUCAACUGAGCUCAAUGAAAGGUGGGGAUCCUUAGCUAUGGAAGAAUUUUAUCGGCAAGGAGAUUUAGAAAAUGAGAAAGGUUUGCCAAUUACAAUUUUCUGCGAUAGAAAAAAAUCUGACAUUCCGAGAUUCCAUGGAGUAUUUUUAAAAGUGGUUUGCUUGCCCACUUAUAAAAUUUGGUGUGCGUUUCUGAAGUCUGAAGACCUGAAAACAACACUUGUAAACCAAGUGAAAAAAAAUCUAAAAUAUUGGGAAGAAAAAGGCAAAUUCAGAGCUUCCCUAAUAAUCAGUGAUCCAAAAAUUAAAGAAGCCAUAGACAAUAAGAUGAGCUUAGAUUUGUUCACAGAAGAGCAGUUUUCAAGUGCAGCACCAGACACUUAG